Molecule: messenger RNA, 1330 nt
Organism: Archocentrus centrarchus (flier cichlid)
Lineage: Eukaryota; Metazoa; Chordata; Actinopteri; Cichliformes; Cichlidae
Gene: tusc2b
Product: tumor suppressor 2, mitochondrial calcium regulator b
Exons: 4
Coding region: 279-614 (111 amino acids)
Biological process (GO): regulation of mitochondrial membrane potential; inflammatory response
Cellular component (GO): mitochondrion
Source: RefSeq, a predicted model, not a curated record
ACCAUAAUGUCUCUGCGUCAACCUUGAGCGGAAAAAGAAGAACGUGGGCCGUCAGAUAGCAUAAACAACUAGCGUAGUUGUGUGCGUUUUGAUGUCUUUGCUUGUACAGAAUUAGCGAGCCACUAACAUAAAUUCGUCAAAGAGAAUUUCUUACCUGUGAGCACACUGCUGUCCACUUACGGUGUCACACCCUGAAGGCACGUUUCAUCUUGUACAGUAACACUGUAGCACUGCUGGUAGCCUCGUGACCCCAAGAAAAUAAUGUGCUGCAGCUGAAGAUGGGGGGUAGCGGCUCCAAAUCCAAAGGAUUUUGGCCUUUCUCUGGCUCAGGUAGUUCAGACGAUCCAACCAAAGAUGGAAAUGAGCAAUCACUGGCGAGAGUUCGAAGUUUCCCCGGUGCAACUCCUUUUGUCUUCACAAGAAGAAGCUCAAUGUUCUUUGAUGAAGACGGUGACUUGGCUCAUGAGUUCUACGAAGAGACAAUUGUGACAAAAAAUGGCCGCAAAAAAGCAAAGCUGAAGAAGAUUCAGAAAAACCUAACACCUCAGGGAAUCAUUAAGCUGGACCACCCGUGUAUCCAUGUAGAUUUCCCGAUUGUCCUCUGUGAAGCCUGACAAUGUCUGAGGAGUGUCUCAGACUAGCCACUGUGUCAACUCCGUCCUGCGGUUUCCACUACAGAUGGAAGCCUGAACCAUCUUUUAAAAUAACCUGAUCUCUUGAUAUAUUUGAUGCCCUUAUGUGGACAGGCUGAUGCAUUGUGUGCUGAACCUCUGCAUGUGAUCUGUUUUUGGCUUGUGUGCAGUUAGACACAGAAUAGGUCACCAGUGGGGUUCUAGAAGGGUGCCAAUCUGGAGAAAAUCAGUUUACAGAUCAUGGUUUGUGUGCAUGUAAGUGUGAAGACAUGGGAUGAAACAUGACUGAGGCCUGAAUAUUUUGCAGUAGAUUGUCUUCUGGUGUGAUUGAUAAAACUCAAGGAGUUUAAGGAGAAUGUAAUGUUCUUCCCUCCAUCAGGGUGUGAGCAAGAAUCUGGAAAGUUGCCAGUGCACACUUAAGUUUUUUGACAUUAUGACUUGCUUCAUUAUGCAUGGAACAGGAUCUGCUUAUGGGACAGCCUAAUGAGUUGACAAUCAGUGGCCAACAAACUCUUUAAGUGGAUUAAUGUCACAGUAUAAUGUUGGAAGGACUGGCUUCAGUGACCUCAAAGCCACAUAUGUGCAGCAGUGAGUCUAAUGACAGAUCCUGUUGAUUUAUUUGCUGCUUUGGCAUAUGAUGUUUCACUUUUAAUUUAUUAUAACUGUUUUUUAAUUACAAAAUAAAAUGCAGAAUUGAA